AUGAGAGGUAUCAAAGGAGCGAUAUCCGUCGCCAGAGCCUUAAAAGCCAACUCCACCACCGCAACCACCCUUCGACCGCCGCGAGCAGCUCCAUAUCUCACAACCUGCUGGACUUCUUCCGACCCUCGGAAUCUCGUUGAUCGCCACGACCUAUCAACUUCCCUAGUUCUUCGAAGCAACGCGGUAGGCUUCAUGUAUCAUUACAGUUCUAUCACUGCCAAAUCUCUGGCGGAGCAAGAAGUGGUUCUCUUUCAGUAUGAAGCUUGCCCCUUCUGCAACAAGGUUAAAGCUUUUCUAGAUUAUUAUGAUAUUGAGUACAAAGUGGUGGAGGUUAAUCCGAUGAAUAAGAAAGAGAUCAAAUGGUCGGAUUACAAAAAGGUUCCUAUUGUCACUGUUGAUGGUGAACAAUGGGUUGAUUCUUCAGAUAUAAUUGAUGAAUUGAUCAAAAGGAUACGUCCGAAUUAUGACCUAGAUAAUGAUGAAGAGAAGAAGUGGCGCCGGUGGGUGGAUAAUCACUUGGUGCAUGUUUUGUCGCCAAACAUAUAUCGAACUGUUUCGGAAGCUCUUGAGUCAUUUGAUUAUAUCACCACUAAAGGCAAUUUCAGUUUAUAUGAGAGGUUAGUGGCAAAGUAUGGUGGGGCUGCUGCUAUGUAUUUUGUGUCGAAGAAAUUGAAGAAGAGACACAAUAUCACUGAUGAGCGUGAAGCAUUGUAUGGAGCUGCUGAACAAUGGGUUGAUGCGUUGAAGGGCCGAGAAUUUCUUGGUGAUUUGGAACCUAAUUUAGCAGAUCUUGCUGUCUUUGGUGUUCUAAGACCUAUCCGCCACCUCAAGUCAGGUCGAGAUAUGGUAGAGCAUACAAGGAUUGGAAGAUGGUUUUCUAAGAUGGAAUAUGCAGUGACAGGCAUCGUGAAUAAUUGA
Molecule: messenger RNA, 918 nt
Organism: Vicia faba (fava bean)
Lineage: Eukaryota; Viridiplantae; Streptophyta; Magnoliopsida; Fabales; Fabaceae
Source: the annotation of a GenBank genome assembly